AAUUAAAAUUGAGUAUUAAUUUUGCAUAAAUUUUAUGUAAAAAGAGUUGCCUCAUUAUUAGAACUAAGAAUAUAUAUUUUACCCCAAUUUUUUUGAAGCUUUAGAUAAUUUUUACUAUAAGGAAAAUUGACUAUCAUUAAAAUUCUCAUUUUAAUGUAAAUGUAGACUCGAAUCGUAAACAAGUGCCAAAACAAAUUGAUCAAAUAUGGAUUGGUAGUACUGUUGAUGUAAGUUCAAAAAAAAUUUAUGAAUCAGUUGAAAGAUCAACUGCCAUACAAUUAUGUGGAUGGGAUAGUCUAAUUAUAAAUGAUACUGAUCAUCAACGACAUAGUGAUAAAAUAAAAAGUUUAUUAGAGAUUGGACAAUAUGGAAAAGCAGCUGCCUUGUAUAUAUUUCAAAUGAAUUUAGAUAAAGCGAUACAAGUAUUAAAUGAAGGUCUUAGUAAAGGUGGUAAUGAAAAUUUGGCAACAUUAAUUUUGGCUCUUAUUGGUUGUGUAACAACGACAAAUCAUCAAAAUACAUUUUUUGAUUAUACAAAUAUAACAAAAAAAUUUGAAGAUAGUUAUAUUCGUGCCAUGUUUGCUUUUAUACUAUCGGAUGAUGCACAACAAGAUCAAAAUUAUUCAAAUGUUCUUGAUGAACAACUUGAUUUAAAUGAUAAAGUUGGUUUUAGUUGUCGAUAUUUAAAUGAUCAAUGUUUAGAUAUUUAUUUGGAUAAACUUUCAAUGGAAAGUAAAUCAAAAGGAGAUUUACAAGGAAUUAUUCUAACUGGUUUAAGAACGUCUGGUUGUGAAUUAAUUCAAAAAUAUCUUGAGAAUACAAAUGAUAUAAGAACAGUGGCACUAUUGGCUAUUCAUGUACCAGAGGAUAUAGUACAAGAUUGUCCAUAUGUUCGAGAAUGGCUUGAAGGAUAUAGAAAUUUGUUAGAUCAGUUACAAAUGUGGACAGAACGAGCUGAAGUCGAUGUAUAUCGUAAUCAGAUGUCACAUACACGAUCAAAUAUUAGUGAUAUGAGAGAGAUUGACAUCAAUUGUAUAUUUUGUAAUUCAUUAUUGGAUCAAUCAAGAUCAGCAAAUAGACGAGAAAGACAUAAUACAUCUCAUAUUGGAUCAUCAUCAACUGUUCUAAUGGUUUGUUCAAAAUGUCGUCAAUCUUUACCACGUUGUGCUGUUUGUAUGAUGAAUUUAUCAAAUUAUAUUGAAGAUUCCUCUUGUUCACCCAAUUCACAACCAGAUAAAUAUCAUUUGUUAUCAUCUCAAUGGUUUACAUGGUGUAAAAAAUGUAGACAUGGUGGUCAUGCUGAACAUGUAAAUAAUUGGUUUAAGUAUAACAAAGAGUGUCCUGUAGCAAAAUGUCUAUGUCCAUGCACAAUUACUGAUGGAUACUACUGA
Messenger RNA from Didymodactylos carnosus, 1391 nucleotides. Lineage: Eukaryota; Metazoa; Rotifera; Eurotatoria; Philodinida; Philodinidae. The record is from the annotation of a GenBank genome assembly.